AUGAUCCCCGCGGCUGGAUCCGCCCCAAAGGCCCGACGACGAUACUCAAGCUGGAGUCAGCCCUUGCCAGCAGCUGUUGAGCUUGGCGAUGCAGGCGAAGGCAAAAUUUCAAGCUCCAGCUCUUCGUCGUGUGCAUCUGACUCCGAGGAGGAGGAUCUGAUCCCAGUGCACAAGGUGCACAGUUUACCACCCGAAAAGUCGGGAAAUGGGGGCUACGCGGAUCUCGAGAUGCGGAAGGUUCGAAGCCUGUCGUCGAAGCAGCCAUUGCGUCAGUCUCAACUACGGAGUAUUCUUGAAGAGAGCGCUCAGAUAGACAAGGAUCAGCAUGGCUACCUCGCCACGAACACCCUGAAAACUUCUGCAGCCGACAAGGUACCAAGGAGAGGAAUGCCCCUGGAAAGAGCAGACAGACGGCGCUCGCAGACGUUCAAGAGUAUUACCGUGCCGGACGAGGUCUUGCAGGUUCUUGACAGCAGCUCCCCUGACCAUGAAGAAGAGUAUGGAGAUUCGGAACGACCUACGGGCCCGGUCAGGCGCCGGUCCGGAGCAUUGCGUCCGACUCUCACGGUGGCCAUACACACGGACUCUAUUGCGGCCAGCAUCGAGGCUGACGAGGAGGCGCAGCGCUUCCUGGAGCCUGGCUUUGGUGCACCAGCGCCUAAGCACCCCAUGGACAGGAAUCCCGAAAUGGAGGCUCAACGCGCAGCGGCCAUCGAGAAGGUGGCCUUCGCUGCGCGAAAGGUUACACAGAAACUGGAGAAGCAGCAGCAGGCCAUGCUUGCAAGACGACGCAAGCGUUACCAGAGUGCGCCAGCAGCACAGCUCCUGAGCCAAGCCCGUGUGGCUGUGGAAGAGGCAUCAAGCGAGCCCUUAGAACACAACUCAGUCGCAGGUGGGGUACCCGCAGUUGUGAUUUUCGAUUGGGAUGAUACGCUCUUCCCCACUCGGCAUGUCACAGAAGUGGUGAAAGCCGUCCAUUCGAAGGAAGGUCCACUGCCACCGGAAUCGCCUUUCUACGCCGAGUUGAAAGCUCACGCACAAGUCGUGGAAUCCACUCUGCUAGCUGCACGAGAGGUUGUCGGCCGCGUUAGCAUCGUGACUCUCGCUCGGCGGCCGUGGGUGGAGACUUCCGCAUCGUGGUAUCUUCCUGGCGUCGACUUUGAGAAGCUUAUGCAGGACCUGGAAAUCGAGGUGUUCUAUGCCCGUGAACACAUCACUCGACCUCACAUCUACAAUGCUCAGUUGGAGGAGGGUGUCGACAUGUUCGUGAUUGCGAAACGGAACGCCAUGCUCAAGUGCUUGCGUAAGAUCUACGGCUUGAAAGCCAAGACGAUGCAUGUGAUCUGCGUGGGCGACUCCACGGUCGAACAUCUUGCCAUCAAAGAGGUGCUGUGGUGCUGCCCACAGGAGGCCGGCAGCUUCUGCAAGACCAUCAAACUGAUGUCAGAUCCAUCGGUGCAGAAUCUUACAGAGGAGUUGCAGGUCCUGAGUUCCUGGCUGCAGCAAAUUGUCACUUGCGCAAAGGACUUUGACAUCAGCCCGCAGCCUCAGACUUGUGCAUGCCUGCAACGCACUGUACGGCCAUUCAGAAGAGUCUCCGGGCUGGCAGUUUUUUAG
Molecule: messenger RNA, 1617 nt
Organism: Symbiodinium pilosum
Lineage: Eukaryota; Dinophyceae; Suessiales; Symbiodiniaceae
Source: the annotation of a GenBank genome assembly